Molecule: messenger RNA, 2955 nt
Organism: Phycodurus eques (leafy seadragon)
Lineage: Eukaryota; Metazoa; Chordata; Actinopteri; Syngnathiformes; Syngnathidae
Gene: cyp1a
Product: cytochrome P450 1A1
Exons: 7
Coding region: 113-1678 (521 amino acids)
Biological process (GO): progesterone metabolic process; hormone biosynthetic process
Molecular function (GO): iron ion binding; steroid 17-alpha-monooxygenase activity; oxidoreductase activity, acting on paired donors, with incorporation or reduction of molecular oxygen, reduced flavin or flavoprotein as one donor, and incorporation of one atom of oxygen
Source: RefSeq, a predicted model, not a curated record
CGAGGAGUAAACUUGGGGCUGAGCUGUAUUUUGACAUCUUUGAACUCCUCUUGGAUUUCAUUGCUCAUCUGUUUGCUUGAAGGAGCAGCCAGAAAAUUCUAAGGACAUUGCCAUGGUGCUAAUGAUACUGCCGUUGGUCGGGGCCGUGUCUGUGUCGGAGAGCCUGGUGGCUGUGACCACACUGUGUCUGGUCUACCUGUUGCUCAAGUUCUUCCGUGGCGACAUUCCCGAGAGGCUCCGGCGGCUCCCGGGGCCCAAGCCGCUGCCCAUCAUCGGCAAUGUGCUACAAGUGGGCACCAGGCCUUACCUGAGCCUUACCGCCAUGAGCAAGCGCUACGGCCCCGUGUUCAAGAUCCAGAUCGGCAUGCGUACCGUAGUGGUGCUGAGUGGCAGCGAAACGGUGCGACAGGCACUCAUCAAACAAGGCGAAGACUUCUCGGGCAGGCCCGACCUGUACACCUUCCGCUUUAUCAAUGACGGCCAAAGUCUGGCCUUCAGCACGGACCAGGCAGGAGUGUGGCGGGCCCGCCGCAAGCUGGCCUACAGCGCCCUGCGCUCCUUUGCCACCCUGGAUGGCACUUCGUCACAGUACUCAUGCAUGCUGGAGGAGCACAUCUGCAAGGAGGGCGAGUAUCUCGUAAAGCGUCUCAAUAACGUCAUGAAGGCCGACGGAAGCUUUGACCCCUUUCGUCACAUCGUCGUCUCCGUGGCCAACGUCAUCUGCGGGAUGUGCUUCGGCCGCCGCUACGACCAUGAUGACCAGGAUCUCCUGGGCCUGGUGAACUUAAGCAACGAGUUCAGCCAGGUGGUAGGCAGUGGCAACCCCGCCGACUUUAUUCCGGCUCUUCAGUUCCUGCCUAGCACCACCAUGAGGACGUUUGUGAGCCUCAACGCCCGCUUCAACGACUUUGUGCGGAAGAUUGUGACCGACCACUAUACCACCUUCAACAAGGACAACAUUCGGGACAUCACUGACUCCCUCAUCGACCACUGCGAGGACAGGAAGCUGGACGAGAACUCCAACGUCCAGGUGUCGGAUGGCAAGAUCGUAGGGAUCGUCAAUGACCUCUUCGGAGCUGGCUUCGACACCAUCUCGACCGCCUUGUCCUGGUCAGUCAUGUACUUGGUGGCUUAUCCGGAGAUUCAGGAGAGGCUUUAUCAGGAGCUGAAGAACAAAGUGGGACUUCACCGCACUCCUCUUUUAUCCGACAAAGCCAUCCUGCCCUUCCUGGAGUCCUUCAUCCUGGAAGUCCUUCGUCACUCGUCGUUCCUGCCCUUCACCAUCCCCCAUUGCACCACAAAGGACACAUCUCUGAACGGCUUCUUUAUUCCUAAAGACACCUGCGUCUUCAUCAAUCAGUGGCAAAUCAAUCACGACCCUGAGAUCUGGAAGGAUCCAUCAUCCUUCAACCCAGAGCGCUUCCUGAGCCCCGACGGCACUGAGCUCAACAAGCAGGAGGGUGAAAAGGUGAUGAUUUUCGGCCUGGGCAAGCGUCGCUGCAUUGGAGAGGUCAUUGCGCGGCACGAGGUUUUCCUUUUCCUGGCCAUCAUUGUGCAAAGGCUGUGUUUCCAUGGCACGCCCGGCGAGCCCGUGGACAUGACGCCCGAGUACGGCCUCACUAUGAAGCACAAGCGCUGCCAGCUGAGAGCUACCAUGCGGCCACUUGACGUGCAGUGAAGACUGAGCGGGAAGUGCCCAUGAACAAUAUGGAGUGCUGGGAUUAACGCAACCACAAUAACUAUCACAGUGAUGUACAAUGUGCAUUACACUGCAUUUGAAUUCAUAUCACUGAAUUUCAAUUCAUCGACAUGUCAAACUUAAUCAUCUGCAACUAUUCUAGUUGCCACAUAUUACAGUAAUAGGAACUGAUCCCUGUCGCAAAUUGCGAAGACAAAUGCAUGAAUUGAUGGCCCCACCCCAAAUUUGUUUGUUUUGGGGAAUUUGCUGUAUUAAUAGUUUAACUCAUACAUAUUUUAUUAUACUUAUUGGUGGAAGGGAAAUUCGCCCCCCACCCCUAUAUAUACUCUGUGUUGUACACCACACAUAGAACCAGCUCACACACGCAGUCAUUUAAGGCAUUUCAGAACGAGUACAAAAAUGCGAAUAGGUUAGUUUUUUAGCGAACAACUGGGGAUAGGUUCCACAGCAAAAAAAACACAAAUAAGUGAAUUUGUGAAUUGUGAACAGCAAAUAUGCAGGGUUUUACUGUACUCCCUUCGCUGUGAUUUGGUUUGUGUUUAAGUCCUGCCUCACCGUUUGAUCCAGCUGUACUGCCAUUGGCCAGCUUUUGAUUGACUCUUGGACCAAAUGGACGUCCACUAUUAUAGCAGCAACACUGAUUAGUCGCGACGCCACUCUACUUUAGAAUUCCGGAACAGUGAUACUGUAAUAUAACAAAUGACAGUAUAAAAGUAAUAUAUAUGACAUUUUUGUGGAACACUAAGGACAUACGGCUCACAAACAGGGCCAUAUUGUCAGAAUGUAAUGUACAGGACGUCAAAUUGAAGCCGCUCAGCUAACGAUGUUGUGAAGAAAUGUUUUUGCCAAUGACCUUGUUAGCGUUUUUGGUCCCGCUGCUAUCUUUUGACUCUGAAUGAAAUGCAAAUGACCUUAUACUGUUCAUAUUUUAAUAACCCAAUAUAAUGUGGAUGUUAGGACACUGAAGCUAUAUUUGUAUCCUAAAAUGUGAUUUUUGUGCUUCUAUCAAGUAUUUUGUAAAAUUUUGCCUAAAUUUUUUAUAUAUUUCAGGGGAAAUUACUUUGCUGUGUGUAUGUGCAUAUUCAUGCGGGCAUUUGUGUGUGUAUUUGAUUUGCUAGAACACCAAAAAGUGAUUUUUGUUUCGUUUAGUAAUACAACAGUAAGCUAGACAAUUUUACAUUUCUACAAUUGUGAUGAUUAUGUGUGUAUAAGUGGACACAUGAUGGUUGACACGCAAUAAAAAUAUGUUGAAAGCA